AUGGACUCCAUCACGAGCCCCACCCGCGGCCGCAACCCAAGCUUCGGCGGCGGCAGCGCCGGCGCCGACGACGCUGAUGUGUUCGUGAGGGCGGGGGCGGGCAACGAGAUGUACGUGCGGGCGGACAAGAUCGACCUGAAGAACCUGGACGUGCAGCUGGACAGGACGCGGUCCAAGGUGUGGCUGGAGAACCAGCGGAGCGCGUCGCCGCGGCCGCGGCCGCUGCUCGAGUGGGAGGUCGACCUCGCCAAGCUCGACAUCCAGAACCAGAUCGCGCACGGCACGUUCGGCGUCGUCUACCGCGGCACCUACGACGGCCACGACGUCGCCGUGAAGGUGCUGGACUGGGGGCAGGAGGGCCAUGACACGACGGCGAAGCACCGCGAGGCCUUCGAGAAGGAGGUCGCCGUCUGGCAGAAGCUUGACCAUCCCAAUGUCACGAAGUUCGUGGGCGCGUCCAUGGGGACGUCGCAGCUGAAGAUCCCCAAGAAGGGCUCGUCCUCUGGCGGCCGCGCCGUGCCGAACGAGUGCUGCGUCGUCGUCGUCGAGUUCCAGCACGGCGGCACGCUGAAGACGCUGCUGUACAACCACCGCGACAAGAAGCUGCCGUACAAGAAGGUCGUCCAGCUCGCCCUCGACCUCGCUAGAGGGCUGAGCUACCUGCACUCGAAGAAGAUCGUGCACCGCGACGUGAAGGCGGAGAACAUGCUGCUGGACCGGAAGCGGACGCUGAAGAUCGCCGACUUCGGGGUGGCGCGCGUGGAGGCGGGGAGCGAGAUGACGGGGCAGACGGGCACGCUGGGCUACAUGGCGCCGGAGGUGCUGGAGGGCCGGUCGUACGACCACAAGUGCGACGUCUACAGCUUCGGCAUCCUGCUGUGGGAGACCUACUGCUGCGCCAUGGCGUACCCCAACUACAGCCUCGCCGACAUUUCCUACCACGUCGUCAAGCUGGGGAUCCGGCCGGACAUCCCGCGGUGCUGCCCUCGGGCGCUGGCGGACAUCAUGACGCGGUGCUGGGACGGGAACCCGGACAGCCGGCCGGAGAUGUCGGAGGUGGUGUCGCUGCUGGAGAGGAUCGACACCGCCAGCGGCAAGGGCGGCAUGACGCCCGUCGACGAAGUCGCGCAGGGCUGCUCCUGCUUCGGCUUCCCCCGUAGCGCCUAGCUCGUCAGCUAAUCAAAAGCUAAUAAAGCAGCAACCACCAAGCGGCCAUGCAUGCCUCGCGCUCAUGCAACUCUGUGACCUGCUUGCUUGUUGUCUUCUCCAUUGGUGCGGACUCGUCUGCAUCCCCGUGGAAUCGUAUUACCGGCGGCAUUGCUCGUUCGCUCUGUGUGUGGUCUGAAAUCCAUGCUCGCUUGAGACUCGAUCUGGUUAUCUGCAAGUGCGGCACUUUGGCAUGCAUGCAUGUAGUAGAGUGGCACCUCCGUUUUGGAGGUUUUUUUUUUGUGUCUAUCCAUCUCAAGUUCUCGAGGUGCACGCAAAUAACUCAGCUAGCUCCAACCAAUGCUUUCUGACUGUCUGUAACAAAA
Messenger RNA from Phragmites australis (common reed), 1532 nucleotides. Its product is annotated as serine/threonine-protein kinase STY13-like. Lineage: Eukaryota; Viridiplantae; Streptophyta; Magnoliopsida; Poales; Poaceae. Gene Ontology annotation, biological process: protein phosphorylation. Gene Ontology annotation, molecular function: ATP binding; protein kinase activity. The transcript has 5 exons. The record is from RefSeq and is a predicted model, not a curated record. Gene Ontology annotation, cellular component: plasma membrane. Bases 1 to 1167 code for a protein of 388 amino acids.